Chaetomium globosum CBS 148.51 is the source of this 1155-nucleotide messenger RNA. RefSeq lists its product as uncharacterized. Gene Ontology annotation, biological process: protein N-linked glycosylation; cell wall mannoprotein biosynthetic process. NCBI's taxonomy places the organism in Eukaryota, Fungi, Ascomycota, Sordariomycetes, Sordariales, Chaetomiaceae. Gene Ontology annotation, cellular component: mannan polymerase complex. The transcript has 2 exons. The record is from RefSeq and is a predicted model, not a curated record. The coding region runs from base 1 to 1155 and encodes 384 amino acids. Gene Ontology annotation, molecular function: alpha-1,6-mannosyltransferase activity.
AUGGCGCGUCCCAUGGGGUCGGUUCGUCUCAAGAAGACGAGCCCAGCGACUCUUGCCGUUGGCGUAGCCCUCUGCAUUUUCAUUUUAUACUUUUUAAUAGGCUCUUCGACUCCCGACUUUUCCGCUUCUCGCAAAGCCACGGCCGCAUCCCACCCUCUCUCGCCGCCGACCUCUCCCUUCCGCAAGUCGACUGGGAGCGGCAAGCUGAAACCGCCGCCCGUCGCACAUUAUGACCUUAACAAUGUCACUACCACGCCCGAACCGCUCGAGAACCGCGAGAACGUCCUGAUUUUGACGCCAAUGGCGCGAUUCUAUCAAGGAUACUGGGACAACAUCCUCGAGCUGCAGUACCCCCACGAGCUGAUCACCCUUGGCUUCAUCCUACCCAAGACGAAAGAAGGGAAUGAUGCGACGAGGGAGUUGCAAAAGAGGAUCACGAAGGCCCAGCUGUACGGACCAGAGAAGGAUCGGUUCAAGAGCAUCAUCAUUCUGCGGGAGGACAUUGACCCGCCGCUCGUAUCGCAGGACGAAAAGGAGCGUCACAAGAUGCAGAACCAGAAGGCCCGGCGGGCGGCCAUGGCCAAGGCCCGCAACUCGCUGCUCUUUUCAACUCUUGGACCGGCGACCUCGUGGAUAUUGUGGCUGGAUGCUGAUGUCGUCGAGACCCCACCAACGAUCAUUCAAGAUCUAGCCCGUCACGAUCAGGCCAUCAUGGCGCCCAAUUGCUUCCAGCGCUUCUGGAACGAAGACAAGAAGGAGAUGGACGAGCGGCCCUACGACUUCAACAACUGGCAGGAUAGCCAGACCGCGCUGGACAUGGCCAAGAAGAUGAACCCAGAUGACAUCCUAUUGGAAGGUUAUGCCGAAAUGGCAACGUUCCGGACAUUGAUGGCCUACAUGACCAAGGAGGACGGCCUUUUGCAUGAGGAGAUGCCCUUGGACGGCGUUGGCGGCGCCGCGCUUCUGGUGAAGGCAGACGUGCACCGAGACGGUGCUAUGUUCCCCCCCUUUGCCUUCUACAACCUGAUCGAAACCGAGGGUUUUGCAAAGAUGUCCAAGAGGCUGGGUUGGCAACCCGUCGGCCUCCCUAAUUAUAAGCUGGACUGCUCGUCUGCCGGUGGUGGCAGCGGAGCAGUGACCAUUUCACUUGAAUAG